UAUAGAAGAAGGUACCCAGACUGAAAACCUGAGCUUCAUGGCCAACAAUAGUGUGGCAUCUUCGCCCUCUUUGGAUGAUGGAGAGGAAUGCUAUUCAUACAAUCCAACUGGAUUCCCAACCAGCAAUAUCUCAGAUUAUGACUUCUCUAUCCUCCACUGUUCUUCAGAAUGCAAAGUGACCAUUAGUUUUGCUUGUCUUAUCUGUAGUUUAGGGUUAGUGGGGAAUGGCAUGGUCAUCUGGCUUCUUGGAUUCUGCAUGAAGAGAAAUCCUUUCACGACAUUUAUCUUGAAUUUGGCAGUUGCUGACUUUGGGGUCCUCGUAUGCAUAGUCAUUAAUUCUGUUUUUUAUAUUAUAUAUUUAUUUUCUAACAGAAAUCAAUUUUUAUUUCAUUUUUCUUUGUGGGCAAGAUUGUUAUAUAUGCUCUUUUUCUUCAUGCACCUCACUGGGCAAUUUCUAUUGACAGCCAUCAGUAUUGAUAGGUGUAUGUCUGUCCUCUUUCCAGUUUGGCAUAGAUGCCACCGUCCAACCUAUCUUUCUGCAUCUGUUUCUGCCCUAUUAUGGGCCACUUCCUUCUUGUUCUGUCUAAUUCUAUUCACUGCCCCUCCAAAUACUAUAACAGCCAUAAUGCUUACUGUGACUCCCUUGCCUUGCCUCCCAUUCAUGGUUGUCUCUUCUAUGAUCAUCUUCAUCAAAGUUUGCUUUAAGUCACCAAAACACAAACGGGGGAAGGCCUUAAUUGCCAUCUUGCUUACUCUCAUCUUCUUCCUCAUAUUUGCUUUUCCAUUGACUACUUCUUUUUUCAUUUUUAGCUUUUUUAUUUGUUUUGUAAAAUAUCACAAUGUAAUCCAAUAUAUUUUUCUAGGGGCCUCCCUAAACAGCAGUGUUAACCCCCUCAUUUAUUUCCUGGUGGGGAAUAAAAAGAGAGUUUCAAGAAGAGAGAAAAUGAGAAAUAUCCUUCAAAGGCUUUUCAAAGAGGAAGAAGGACAUGGGCCAGAAAUUGAAUACCAAGUUUAAAGAGUUAUUCAAUAAGCUCAUAACAUACCCUGAAAUCCACACUAUCUUUGUUAGUGUGGUGGAUAGUGCAGUCUGGGCUUCAGUCCAAUCUUUAAAGGAUAGGUUGGAGGAGUGGCAACUACAGUAUAGACUAAUGCAUAAGCUGACCUCAUAGAUAUAUGCCAAGGGCAGAUUUAGGGAUCAAUAAUGGAUUUUGAAAGGACCCAUAGAUAAAUUGAAGAUCAUUCCACCUCUGG
Messenger RNA from Anolis sagrei ordinatus, 1251 nucleotides. Lineage: Eukaryota; Metazoa; Chordata; Lepidosauria; Squamata; Anolidae. The record is from RefSeq and is a predicted model, not a curated record.